Messenger RNA from Oreochromis niloticus (Nile tilapia), 7276 nucleotides. It is a transcript of the gene cfap44, whose product is annotated as cilia and flagella associated protein 44. NCBI's taxonomy places the organism in Eukaryota, Metazoa, Chordata, Actinopteri, Cichliformes, Cichlidae. The transcript is spliced from 35 exons. The coding region runs from base 105 to 5405 and encodes 1766 amino acids. The record is from RefSeq and is a predicted model, not a curated record. Gene Ontology annotation, molecular function: protein binding.
GCAACUCCGUUGCCGUUGCCCGGCAACGUAGCAACAGACUUUACAGAGCCGUAUCCAGACGAUAGGACUUUAAUUCCAUCUGGUGAGCAGGUAACAAACAGGAAAUGUUGGGAGAAAACGGAGCUUCUGUUAGUGAACAGACUGAAAGCACACGGACAUCUUUACAGGAAAACAUUGAAGAAUGUGAUACCAAGCACUCAGCAAUGCAGCAGGAGGCUGGGAGCCAAUCAAAAAAGCAACUCCCUGCAGACAUGUACUACAAAUAUGAAGAGCUUCACUCCAGACCGUACAUCACACCCGAUUCUGAAAUCCCAGAGAACCUCCUGCAUCUCUCUCACUCCUUUGGCUAUGACUGUGGACGCAGGGCAAACCUGAAGCUGCUGGAUGACAGAACUCUGAUUUUUAUAGCGGGGAACAUGCUCGUCCUGCUCGAUGUGAACACCAAGGAGCAGAGAUACCUGCGCUCCUGCAGUGGAGGGGGAAUCGGAGCAAUCACGGCCCACCCUGGCAAGGAGUACUUCGUUGUAGCAGAGAAGGGAAAACAGCCUAACAUCAUAGUCUAUGAAUAUCCUUCAUUGCGACCUUACCGCAUCCUCAGAGGUGGUACCGAGCGGGAGUACAGUUUUGUGGAGUUUAACCACAACGGAAGCAUGCUGGCCAGUGUGGGGAGUGCACCCGACUACACACUGACACUGUGGGACUGGAGGCAGGAGGAGGUGAUGCUGAGCUGCAAAGCCAUUUCACAGGAGGUCUAUCGAGUCAGCUUCUCCCCAUACAACCCAGGAAUGCUCACAACGUCUGGAUUUGGGCACAUCAAGUUUUGGAAAAUGGCAAACACAUUCACAGGUCCUAAAUUACAAGGACUUAUAGGACAUUUUGGGAAAACUGUACCAACUGAUAUCGAGGGCUACGUGGAACUUCCUGAUGGAAAGGUGUUGUCAGGAACAGAUUGGGGCAAUUUGCUGCUGUGGGAUGGGAACACCAUCAAAGUGGAGAUUUGCCGUAAUGAUGGCCGAACCUGUCAUGCAGGGACGGUCCAGCCAUUUUCCCUAGAAGAUGGACAGCUGAUGACGAUUGGCUUUGAUGGUGUUGUCAGGGUUUGGGACUUUGAGAGGAUCAACACAGCUGACAGUAACAGCGACGGCAGUAGAUUUGAGAUGGAGCCCAAUAAUGAGCUGGUGGUCGGACGCAAUGUGUGCCUCUCCUCUGUGGUGAGGAGCUCCCUGCCUCACUCCUUUGUUUGGUUUGCCCAGGAUUCUAAUGGAGCCAUCUGGAAACUGGACCUUUCAUUCACCAACACAAGUCCUGAUCCAGAGUGCCUGUUUUCUUUCCAUGCUGGGAUGAUUCAAGGCCUGGACGUAUCAAAGAAAUCCUACCUGAUGGCAACAACCACUCUGGACUGCUCUGUCAAAGUUUUUGACUUCUUGGGAAAACGAGAACUGACCACCAGACGCUUUAAUCAGGGAGGAACUGCUCUCUGCUGGGCUCCACCUGUGGUGAACCAGAGUGGAGGUUUACUGGUGACCGGCUUUGAGAAUGGAGUAGUACGCUUGCUGGAGCUGUACAACCCACAGAGGCUGCAAACAAUCACAGGACAGAGCCCCGAAGGAGAUGCCGAGCUACGCCUCAGACAGCCCUUCAAACCACAUGAUGCUGCUGUUACAGCUGUGGCAUAUGAACGAAACGGAGAGAUCCUGGCCACAGGAAGUGCUGACUGCACUGUGUUCUUCUUCACUGUUGGAGAGAACUACAACCCCAUUGGUUUUAUCCACGUCCCUGGGCCAGUACAGGCGCUGGAGUGGUCACCGCAUUCUCACAGUGAUAACAAUCUGCUUAUCCUGUGUCAGAGUGGUCAUGUGGUUGAGGUGCGCAGUCCUGAUCCAGCAACUCAGAAACCAACCAACACCUUUCAUCUGUCAGAGCUGCCCAGAAGAUCCUUCAAGUUUAAAAGCAUCAAGUCUCGAAUCAAGAGAGAGGAGGAUACUGCAAGAAAUAAAGCUAUAAAGGAGAAGAAGAAGAAAGUGAAAGAAGAAUGGUUAAAGGAUACAAAACAGCCAGAUGCAGAGCAAGAAGAAGAAAAAGAGGAGGAGAAGGAAGAAUUACCUAUUAUCUAUAUCCCUGAUCCACCAAGUCCUCUCUGCUGUGGCUUCUAUUCACAGCCUGGCCACUUCUGGCUCUCCAUGGGAGGCUUUGACUCAGGCUUCUUAUAUCACUGCAAAUUCUCUGAGAAUCAAGAUGAGGAUCCUGAGCAGCGCCAGGAUGAACCAUUCAGCUUUCUGCCUGUACAUAAUGCAGAGGAUGACCCCAUCUGUUCCAUCACCUUCAGCUCCAACAGACAGCUGCUUCUCUGCGGCAUGAACUCGGGCUCCAUCAGGAUUUAUCCCCUGCAGCCUGGUGACCACAGCCUCACCUCCAUGCAGGCUUACUGGACACUCAGCAUCCACGACAACCAGUAUGGACACCUGCGACACAUCCGCUGCAGCCACGACGACCUGUUUGUGCUGACAGCGGGAGAUGACGGGAACAUCUUCUCCUUCAGCUUGCUUCCUCCGGAGGAGAUGCAACAAAGCCUGCAGAGAAACAGAGCCAAGAUUCCAUCACCCAAGAUAACUCUUGGGAAUGAGACUGAGGAUAUUGAAGACCCAGCAGCCUACAGCUUAGAGAAGGCUAAGCAAAAGCUGCAAAAUGACCAACUGCAACAGGAGGUUGAGCUAAAGGUUUCUGAAAAGCAGAAGAACCUGAGUGAACUCCAGAAGAAAUUUAAGAAAGUGCUGAACAACAACCAGAAUCUGCCAGAGCACAUUCGCCUGAAACCUGAGGAGCUGCAGCUGGACCAGCGAUGUUACAAACAGGCAGAGAGGCUGAAGGCCCAGCGGGUGAUGGAGGUCAGGAAGCAUCUAGCCUGGGAGCAGGAGCGCUGCAGCAUAGCACUCAAAAAGCUACAAGACUGGUUCAGGGACUCUCUUGGUGGAAAAAUGGUCACUGUGGUUGCCAUCCAGACCAGCCACAGAGUCUCCACUUACCAUUUACCGGAGCUUGCCGAGCUUUCAGCUCGGGUCAGGCAUCGGAGCACAACAAGAGAGCCUGCAGGAGACAGAGAUGCUGCAGUAGAUUGUAGGAAAGUCAGAGCACAGACUGCAAAAGGCAGCAGCAAAAUUGACGAGGAGGAGGUGUUACGCCACCCAGUGAUUCGUACAGCAAAGAUCAAGCUGGGAGAUCGUCAGGAAGAGAGACUUCGAAAGGCUGCAGAGAAAGCCGAGCAAGCUCGAGCCAAAAUAGAAAAGAAGAAGCAGGAAUGGGCACAAAUUUAUGCAGAGAAACCAAGUGAGGACUAUGAGGAUCCGAAGGACGUGGAAGCCAUCCGUGAAGCCAAAGAGAACAUCGGGGACUAUAUCGGGGUGAAACACCGGAGGGUGAAUGCUGAGAUGAAGAGAGAAGAACUGAUUUCCUUGGAGGAAAAUAUGCAUGAAAAGCAGAGUGAGGUGAACAGACGGAUUGUGGCAUUGCGGGACUCCAAACUUGGUCUGGUGUCUUGGUUGCACACUCGGGCUCAGCGGCUGGAGAAGGUCCAGCAGCGCCUGGCGGUUCAUCUUCGCCGGCCUCCACCCAUCCUGCCCAACAUGUUACCAGAGGAAGUGCCAGAGGAGAAGCUGCGGUGCAGCCACUCCACCUUGGAGCGAUACCGGUCACUGAGGGAGCAGAGGUUUAAGGAUUUGGAGCAGGAGGGAGCAGCGAGUUUGUUGGAGCAGCUGGAGAAAGAAAUGGAGGAGGAGAAAAAGGAAGAAGAGCAGAGGAGUGAUGAAAAAGAAACUCCCAGAUUGUCUGUGUCAUCUGUAACCAACGAAGGAUCUGAACUGAGCGAGCUGGAGGAGGAGCUGCAGAAGGAGGAGGAGAUCAGACUGCUGCAUGAGCAGAACACUCUGCUGGAGGAGAUGGAGACUGCGGUUUGUCAGUUUGACGCGGAGCUGCUGCUGCUGUGUCGACAGAAGCUGCAUCUGGACUGGCGGCUGAAGCUGGCUGACCUCCGCCUGGUGACGCUCUUCCAGGAGAUGCUGCUCCUCAAACAAUUUCAGAGGAGAGAGGGAGGCUUACAUGAGAAGCUCAACACCUGCAUUACGGAGGAGAACAGCAUCACAUCAAAGCUGGAAGAGUGUAAUGAACAGCUGGAGAUGAAGAGGAGAGACAUAGCCAAGCUGCAGGAGAGGGAGAAGGCUCUGACUGCUGCCUUCCAGGCUUCGCUCGGGGAAAACAAUAAAUAUGAAGAGUUUCUGACCAAAGUCUUCAAGAAGAAGAUCAAACGCGUGAAGAUGAAGGAGCAGACGGGAAAUGAAGAUGAAGAGGACAGUGAUGGAGACUCUGAAGAAGACGAUGACUGGGAUGAUGAUUAUGACAGUGAAGAAGGAGGAGCUGCUGUGAAUGACAGUAUUUGCCCUGAAGGCUGUGAACCUGAGCUGUUUGAGAACACACUGCAGCUGCGUGAACGUCGACUGGACCUGGAGGAACUGUUAACAGAGGAGAAAAAGAGCGCUGAAGCUCUGAAGAAGGAGAGCGACAGCCUCGCAAAGAAGGAGAAAUCGGUGAAGAGCAGCCGGGCUGCACUAGAAGAUGACUUGGAUUUAAUCAACAGGGAGAAACUGCAGAAAAUCAGUGAACUGGAUGUGGUGGUUCCUCUGAGACUGCACCAGAUUGAGUAUGUUGUUAAUGGCUCAGUGCCGUCAGAUCUGAGCGAGGCGUUGGUGCUGGACAAGAGUGAGCUGGACAGGCUGAAGGGGCGCAUCCAGCAACUGCAGGGGGAAAAGCUCUAUCAGAGAGAUCUGCACCGUCAAGCUCGCCAGCAGCACACCAAGCUCAUCCACGACCGCAGAAGCAUGGCUGCCACUAUCCAGACACUGGAGCAGCAAUGCAACGAGCUGAUGAGGACAAAGUUUGGGAGGCUCGUGGAUUUGGAAGCUUUGCAGAUGCUGUCGGGGAACAGGAGGCUGGAGGAGCUAAAGCAGGAAAAACUCCUCAAAGAAGCCGCUUAUGCCAAGGAGAUCAAACAGUGGGAUGCCAAGGUAGAAGAGGCACGUCAGGCUUUGAUGGAGGUGACCACGUGUAAUACGGAGCAUCUCCGCAGCGCAACGAGCCUGAAUGAACAGAAGAAGGAUCUACAGGUUAAACUCAGCACCAGCCAAAAGAAAAUGGGCAGACAACAGUUCCAGGACUACAGGAGACGCACAGACCAGGAGGCGAUCCAGAAUCUCCAAGACCUGGUGAUAAGGCAGUCUCAUCAAGCUGAAGCCCUCAGGAGAGAGAUCCACCUCCUUUCGUGCAAAGGGGGUCACAUGUUGCCCCCUGAUCACACCAGACUGCCACCACUUUCCCCCUUGCGCACCCACAUAGGCAGCAUCAACACUGGAAAAUAAAGAAUGUCCACAUAGCGCAGCUGAACAGAGUACGAAAUAUACAUGCACCCAUUUAUAUCAUGAACACUUUGCACACCAAUAAGGCUUAAGAAUCAUGGACUGUUGCUUUUCAGUGACCCCCAUCACCUUUUCUCUACUGCUGCUUUCAGAUAUUAACACACUUAAAGAAACAUAAAACAAAUAAGCACCCAGUACAGGGACACUUAUUUAAUGAGAUAUGAUUAGAAACAUAAAUGAAGUUAUGAAAUAUGCAGUAUUUCUGUAUUUUGAUCCCACAACACUACAACCAGAUGAAUAGAAUCAACUUUUUGGGACUUCCUUACCUGCAUGUUUGAGCAUGCAUCAAGACUUCCCACAAAUUACUGUACUUAGUCAAAGAAAUGAUCAUAGAAACAUAACAAACAUCAUCAUGAUUAGUGUAGCUUCCAUCCACUCACACCAGCUGUUAAAUAACUCCAGUCUAUUUGAGGUCAGACAGCUUAGCAGUGGAUCCCAUAUCUAGUCCGAGUCCGGCACAGAGGGGCUGAGUGAAUGUGGUCUGGACUCUGUGGAGGAGAGUCAUGGUGCCAGAGACGCUGUAGAAGGACAGAAUCCCUGCUCUGUGAUCCAGGUACACUCCUACUCUGGACGGCCGGCAGACUGAAAUGGGAGUCUUUAUUUUGUUAUGUUUGAAAAAGCAUCUUUGGUUGACAUAUUGCAAAGCCCAGGAUUUGUCAUUGUGUCCGAAUUCACUUUCAUCUUGCUGCUUCCUGCUGAUAUCCCGGUAUGUGACUGCCACUGUAACCCCUCCUCCGCUCCACUCCACCUCCCAGUAACAACGUCCAGUCAGAGUCUCUCUGCUCAGCACCUGAAACCUGUUAGUGAAAGCAUGCGAUUCUGGUUUGUUGGCAUAUAAAUCCACUGCCAGUGCCACUGCCGCUAGCAAAGUGGGCAUUCCUGUUGCUUUCCUGUUCCCUUCAGACAAUAUCAAUAAUGAGUUUGCCGUGCUCUGAUCCAGUGUGAGCUGACAGGAAUACUGUAAGAAUGUAGCUCUUGUUUUGGGAUCUGGUUGUGGCAGUAAAACAUCCACUUCACUCACUGUCAGUGAGAUGUUGGCAUAAACAUCACUAAAAAUUUCCUGCAUUUUAUCCCUGGCUUUUGCCACAGCUGCUGUCACAUCCUCAAAGUAGCGCAGAGGACGGAUGUUGAUGCUCGGUGAAUCUGUCCAUUCGCUGAUGUGUGACAGUGAGGUGUAAGUGCAGAGAAACUGUGUGUGGUCCUCCGUGUGGAAAAGCUGCUCCAGCUCAGUGUUUCGCCGCCUCAGCUCAGAGAUCUCCUGCUGCAGCUUCUCCUGAAGCUCUUUAACCCGACUGACCUCAGUUUUUUGCUGAAGUCUGAUCUGCUGGGUCACAUCAGAGCUUCUUUUCUCAAUCGUUUUAAUCAGUUCAGUGAAAAUCUUCUCACUGCACCUCACAGCUUUAUCAGCAGAGUGAUUAAUGGCCUCCACCUCCUGCUGAAACACUCUCUUGGCUUCCUCUCUCUCCUGGAUUCUCCGCUGGAGUUUUUCAUGACUUGCCCCGAGUGCUUUCUGCCUCUCUUUCCUUUCUGCUUCAGCGGAGACAGUGCAGUGACCUUUAUGCUCAUCCAUGGAGCACAGAUAACAAAUGGACUGUUGAUCAGUGCGGCAGAAUAUCUUCAUCACCUCAUUGUGGCGAGGGCAGAUAAUUCUCAUCUGGGAGGGGUCUACCAGCUGGUGUUUUUUGAAGGCAGGAGACUCAUAGUGAGGCUGGAGGUGCUGCUCACAGUACGAGACCAGACACUGCAGACACGACUUGACAGCUUUCAUUUUUUCCCCAAUGCAAAAAUCACAGGCCACAUCUUUAGAUCCAGCA